This is a messenger RNA of Paralichthys olivaceus (Japanese flounder), 2943 nucleotides long. The record is from RefSeq and is a predicted model, not a curated record. NCBI's taxonomy places the organism in Eukaryota, Metazoa, Chordata, Actinopteri, Pleuronectiformes, Paralichthyidae.
GGCUCCGGAGCUGAGCGACAACACCCGCUAUGACUUCUUCUCCCGCGUGGUGCCGCCGGACUCCUACCAGGCCCAGGCCAUGAUGGACAUCGUCACUGCGAUGGAGUGGAACUACGUGUCCACUCUCGCCUCAGAGGGCAACUACGGCGAGAGCGGCGUGGAGGCAUUUAUACAGAUCUCCAGGGAAACAGGUGGUGUGUGUAUCGCCCAGUCCUUGAAGAUCCCCAGGGAGCCCCGAACGGGAGAGUUUGACAAGAUCAUCAGACGCCUGCUGGAGACCUCCAACGCCAGGGCCAUCAUCAUGUUCGCUAAUGAGGACGACAUACGACGAGUUCUGGAUGCAGCUAAAAGGAACAACCAGACGGGCCACUUCCUGUGGGUGGGCUCAGACAGCUGGGGGUCCAAAAUCUCUCCUGUGAUUGGCCAGGAGAGAGUGUCCGAGGGCGCCAUCACGAUACUUCCCAAACGAGCUUCUGUGGACGCGUUUGACCGGUAUUUCCGUAGCCGCUCGCUGUCCAACAACAGAAGAAAUGUGUGGUUUGCUGAAUUCUGGGAGGAAAACUUCAACUGUAAGCUGGGGAUGCACGGCAAACGACCCGGCAGCCUGAAGAAAUGCACAGGUUUAGAAAAAGUGGGUCGGGAUUCCAGCUACGAGCAAGAGGGGAAGGUUCAGUUUGUGAUGGACGCCGUGUACGCCAUGGCCCACGCUUUGCACCGCAUGCACCGGGAACUCUGCUACGGCUACCCAGGCCUCUGCCCGCGCAUGGCCAACAACAUCGACGGCAAAGAGCUGCUCAGCCACAUCCGUGCUGUGAACUUCAAUGGAAGUGCUGGUACCCCAGUGGUUUUCAAUGAGAAUGGAGACGCUCCAGGAAGAUACGACAUCUUCCAGUACCAGAUCACCAACAGAUCUACUGCGGAGUACAGAGUCAUCGGCUCCUGGACCAAUAAACUAGACCUCAAAGUGGAGGCCAUGCGUUGGAAGAGAGGCGAUCCAUCUCUCCCAGCAUCUGUAUGCAGCAUACCGUGCCGCGCGGGCGAAAGGAAAAAGGUGGUGAAAGGUGUGCCGUGUUGUUGGCACUGUGAGCGCUGUGAGGGAUACCACUAUCAGGCGUCAGAGUUCACCUGUGAGCUGUGUCCAUACGUGAUGCGGCCCGACGUCAACCGCACCGGCUGCGUCGCCAUCCCCAUCAUCAAGCUGGAGUGGCACUCCCCCUGGGCCGUAUUCCCCGUCUUUAUCUCCAUGCUGGGCAUCAUCGCCACCUCCUUCGUCAUCGUCACUUUCGUCCGGUACAACGACACGCCCAUCGUGCGGGCGUCGGGCCGGGAGAUGAGCUACGUGCUGCUGACCGGAAUCUUCCUGUGUUACGCCAUCACGUUCCUGAUGAUCGCCACGCCUGACGUGGGCGUGUGCUCGUUCAGGAGGAUUUUCCUGGGCUUGGGGAUGUGUUUCAGCUAUGCCGCCCUGCUCACCAAGACCAACAGGAUACACCGCAUCUUCGAACAGGGGAAGAAAUCCGUGACAGCACCCAGGUUCAUCUCCCCCGCCUCCCAGCUCGUCAUCACCUUCUCCCUGAUCUCGGUCCAGCUCAUGGGAGUCUUCGUCUGGUUCGCCGUGGACCCCCCGCACACCGUCGUGGACUACGAUGAGCAGCGGACCCAGGACCCGACGUCAGCGCGCGGCGUCCUCAAGUGCGACAUCUCAGACCUGUCGCUCAUCUGCUCCCUGGGCUACUCCAUCCUGCUGAUGGUGACGUGCACAGUGUACGCCAUCAAGACGCGAGGCGUGCCCGAAACCUUCAACGAGGCCAAGCCCAUCGGAUUUACCAUGUACACCACUUGUAUCAUCUGGCUGGCGUUCAUACCCAUCUUCUUUGGCACGUCGCAGUCCGCAGAGAGGAUGUACAUCCAAACCACCACACUGACGAUCUCUCUCAGCCUGUCUGCCUCCGUGUCUCUGGGAAUGCUCUACAUGCCCAAGGUCUACGUCAUCCUCUUCCACCCCGAGCAGAAUGUACCCAAACGGAAACGCAGCUUCAAGGCGAUUGUGACCGCUGCCACCAUGUCGGGAAAACUGGGCCAGAAGGGAGGAGACCGGCCUAACGGAGAGGUGAAGACCGAACUGUGUGAGAGCAUGGAGACCAACAGUGACUUCAUCAACUAAGACGACAUACGUCAGUUACAGCAAUCAUGCCAUCUGAAGGGACCACGGACGCCGGAGAAGGGGAUUGGACAGGAGAAAAGGGGGGCGUGACUUGGGGCAGGGCCGAGUGAAAGAAGACGCCGCCGUUCAAAAGCCUGUUGGCUGGAAAAUUGGCGGAAAGGCAGAGCGCCCAAUGGAAUUCAAGCAUGAGACAUUUUGUAUUGUUCUGCAUCAAACCACAGAGGGUUGGGACCACAUAAACAGCCAGUCAGUGUGCCUGCUUUCCCGCUGCUCACAGCUCAUUGGUCCUACCAUGAACUUACCUGUUUAAAAAAAGAAAAAAAAAGAGGAUAUGAAAAAGGUGAAAAACCACAGGACGCUGUGGAGGACAGAGUAACUAUUAAAACCUACAAAAGAUAUUAAAAAAAAUACACAUAAAAUUGAAAAUAUAAAGAAAAAACUCAGAAACCAUGUACACAUUAUAUCUAAAAGGACAAAGGUUGGGCCGGGAAAGAGAUUUAACAGAUUACAUUUUAAAAAGAUAUUUAAAAAGAGAAAUGUAAGAGAAAAAUCUAUGAGACUCAAACAUGUUUGUUGUUAUUCUCUACUUGUAAGUAUUUUUGUGGUCGUGACGAUUUUUUCAUUCUUGUCUCACCGUUGUCUGAUGGAUCGCCCUUGCAUAAUGAGAUGAGUGUGUUUCCUCCUGCUGUCUUGGCUAACCAGGUCGUAGCCUUGGGUCGUGAACCUGUAAAAUGCCAUGGUUGAAGCAUGCCAGUUUUUAUACAAAAAUGAAGAUUUAU